Molecule: messenger RNA, 678 nt
Organism: Ceutorhynchus assimilis (cabbage seed weevil)
Lineage: Eukaryota; Metazoa; Arthropoda; Insecta; Coleoptera; Curculionidae
Source: the annotation of a GenBank genome assembly
UAGAGUUAUGACUUGCUAUAGUAGGUCUGUAUAUUUAUUACAGUAGCCCAGAUUUCUAUUUGGGUCAAAAAUAUUUGGCACAUUUUACAGUGAAAUCAUUCUACCAAAUACGGUUUUACCUUUCGAACGUACGUACGUAGCUUUUAACUAUAGUGCAUGGUCAAAGUGUAUAGAUAUGGAAAUAUCAUUUUCUUUGUUGGGUUUUGUAGUAUUUUUAGUUUUCUCGUCUGCUUUGCCAGAAGGUUCCGCUAUAAGAUGUUACGAAUGUGUCGCAAGAUUACUUCCAGGAGAUUCCAGUCCGUGUCUGUACGGUGACGAAACUCAGAUGCGCAGAGUACAUUGUAUGGGACCUUCCGUUUGCGCAGCAUAUCACUAUCAAACCAUCAUUCCUGGCACGCCUCCUAUAAACCACAUAACCAGAGGAUGUCAGGCGUUGCGUUAUGGGGCAACUUGCGAGGACAUUUUUCAGCAGCUCAGAAGGCGCAACGAAAUUUUGCCCGGACAGCACACUUGCACCACUUGUAGCACGGACCUUUGCAAUUCUGGAAUUCAGUUAGGAAUGUCAUUAUUUGUAGUUGUUCCCUUUUUGUUAUUAGUUUUAUUUUAGUAUUAGUUCAUACAUACUUAAUAUUUACUGGUACAAAACUUUGAUAAUUAAAAUAUGUGUGUUCAAAAGAA